Molecule: messenger RNA, 4245 nt
Organism: Penicillium verhagenii
Lineage: Eukaryota; Fungi; Ascomycota; Eurotiomycetes; Eurotiales; Aspergillaceae
Exons: 2
Coding region: 1-4245 (1414 amino acids)
Biological process (GO): DNA integration
Molecular function (GO): nucleic acid binding
Source: RefSeq, a predicted model, not a curated record
AUGUCUGCUCUGGUCCAUGACUCUCCGGACCGAGCUGUCACGGCUAUCGAGCCUCUAACAGGAAGCGAGAAUCAUGCAACCUGGAAACGUCUCAUGACCUCCUACCUCAAAGCCAGGCAGGUCUGGGAUGUCGUGUCGGGCGACCUCCAGCGUCCCGACUGUCUGUUUAAGUACGCCAAGCCUAUUACGGCAGACAUCCACCCCUUGGUGGAUCCGCACCUCGCUGGGGCGGUGAGGCAACGCGCCAUUGAAGCGCGCCUCGAAGUGGAGGUCCAGGCGUUCGAGCGCCACCGUGAAUGGUCGCGCCGCGAAGCCGAGGCCUACCAUACCAUUUUCCGGUAUCUGUCCCCCCACAUUAGCAUCCGUGUCGCGGGACUAGAGACGUCUCGCGACCUCUGGAAUGAACUUGAAGAACGGUACCGGCGAAUGGAACUCGCCACGUUGUGCGAGCUAUUUGCGCAGCUCCGUGAAACCACUGGAGAGCGCUGCGGCAGUGCCCGCGAAUUUGUCGAUCGGGUACGGUUGCUCGUACAUCGAUUGAAUGCUAUCGUGCCCGGAUCCAUUGGCGAUCGAACGCACAUUGCGAUCUUACUGACGCAGAUCGGACCGGAAUACAUUCUGGUUGUGGAUGCCAUCCAAAAUGAUAAAGAUCCGGUGAAUCCGACCACGAUCGGAAACCGUCUGUCAAAUGCAGAACAGACGGUUCGGAGAAAAGAAGCUCCAACCCCCUUACAAGCAGCGUCUGGCCCGUCCGUCAAUACGGUGCAGCAGACUGCCAAGAAAUGCAACUAUUGCAAGAAGCGCGGCCAUGUGGUCGCGCAGUGCUGGAAGAAACAGCGAGAAGCUCAGCCGUCCAGGGACCAUGCCCUGAAGGCCGAGAGGAGUGUUUCCGGCUCACCAAGAAAUAAUUUACAAAUGAUACCAGCAAGCCAGGUGGAAGAUCGGCAGGGCCCGCCGACUUCCAAGAGACCGAGGAUCAAUAUCGUGAGGGCGAGAGUGACGACUCUCUAUACCCACGCACCGCAACCCCGGUGGAUCCUGGACUCGGCCACCACCAGCCACGUCUGCUGGGACCGGAGCUGCUUCAGCAGUCUGCGGCCCCACCGCGAGAUGCUGGAUACGGCGGGCGAUCCAGUGGAAGCCGAAGGGAUUGGUACGGUGAAGCUCACGCUCCGGGGGAAUUUCAACCAGCCCCUGGUGUUGAAGAACGUGUACUUCGCGCCACGCGUCGGGAUGAACCUGAUCAGCGUGCCGAAGCUGUUGCGCGACCGCUACUCGGUGGUGGCGCACCCGCAGAACGUCUUUGUGCAACGCCGAGGACGAACCGUGGGGACCGCCUACCAUGCGGAGGAGGAUCUAUUGAUCCUGCGGUGCCAUGUGAGCAAGAGAUCUCGAGAGCGAGUCCAACUGGCGAGGGCGCCGACGACCCAUGACCAUGCAGAUUCCCUGGAACCGCAGGCGGUGGCCAUGGACGUCGACGAGCCUCGGGAGUCAAGUGACGCAGAAUGCGCAACGUCAACCUCUGAACUCGGUGGUGAAGCUGUGAUACUCGAAGAAGAUGCGUGCAAAGGAGUGGACCAGGCCUCCGAAGCAUUGUGGCACGCUCGGAUGGGACAUCUGAACCGGGGCGACUUGAGGGUAGUCCUCCGGCAGACCGGCACUCCGUACCGACCGCUGACGCAGGCGCAGCUGCUGGCAACGCCGCAGUGCCCGGCGUGCAUGUCGGGUAAGCAGCAUCAGAAGAGGAACUCCCGUGCAAGACGGCCACGUCUGCAUUCAACGAGAAUUUUCGAAUUGAUUCAUUCGGACAUCAUGGAGAUGCCCGUUGCCAAAGAUGGCUCCAGGUAUGUGAUCACCUUUACUGACGAUUAUUCUCGUGGCUCGUGGGCCUAUGCCAUGAGAUGGAAGCAUGAAGCGCUCCAGAAGUUCCAACAUUUUGAGGCCUGGGUGCACCGACAGUUCGGCGCCCAGAUUAGACGAUUCCUCACCGAUAACGGGAGAGAAUAUCUGCCAAUUAGAACACAUCUCGAAUCCCAGGGAGUUGAGUUUGAUACCUCGCCGCCAUACUGCAAAGGGCAGAAUGGACUGGCCGAACGCACUAAUCGUACUAUCCGGGAGCGGAUCAACACGCUCCUGUCCGAUGCGAACCUUCCUCCUUCCUGGUGGAUCGAGCUUGUAGACACGGUAGUCUAUCUGAAGCUGCGCGCCCCAGCAUCGAUUUUACAGAAGAAAACACCGUUUGAAAUAUUGUACGGGAAGUCGCCCUCACUUUUGCAUCUGCGACGAAUCGGCUCCCGCGCGUGGGUUUUGAUACCCAAAGAGCAUCGAGCAAAACUCGGACCAAGAUCGUCCGAAUGCCGACUGCUAGGCUAUUGUGAACCGAAUCAGUAUAAGCUCUUUGAAAUUCAUUCAGGAAAGACAGUAUUUUCCCGUGAUGUCGAGUUCGAUGAGAGGACCCCUGUGGCGCCACUCAUCGAGGGGGAAACAGGCAACGACCUCCCGGACAAUGCUCCUCCAUCACCUGUCUUUCCAUUAAUGCCAAGUUCAGCCAGCGGGCUGCCAACACCACCUGCAUCGCCUUUAGCUCCGUCGAAUGGGCGAGAGAAAGCGCCAUCUGAGCGUCAGGAGGAGACACCUCCAGUGGUUAAUCCAAGCCACCAAGAAACCGACCUGACACCGGAUCUUGGAUAUUCGAUCUUUGGUCGCAGAAGAAGACCAUCACGGCGUCUCCUGGAAUCACUCGGCAAGGUAUACUCGGCCGGCGCAUUGAAUACCGCACCAGCCAGACAAGUCGACCCGGCGACCUUUCGCGAAGCUGUAUCAGGCCCAGACCAGCUGGACUGGUGGGCCGCCAUCCAGAAAGAAUAUGCGUCGCUUCUCGAACACGGAACGUGGGAAAAGGUUCGACGAGAGGACGUCCCAGCCAGAGAUCAUGUGAUUGGCUGCAAAUGGGUCUUCAAGACCAAGGCCAAUGGAACCCGUAAAGCGCGACUGGUCAUCAAAGGCUACCGGCAGAAACAUGGCAUCGACUAUCACGAAACGUUUGCUGCUGUGUCCAGGAUGGACUCGGUCCGCUGCAUUGUCGCCAGUGCCGUAUUGCGCGGAUGGAAACUCCACCAAUUCGAUGCUGUCACGGCAUUUCUUCAUGGAGAUGUCGAUUCGUCUAUCUAUAUGGAGUUACCUGAAGGCUUCGAACAGCCAGGAUACGUAUGCCGACUGCGCCGCUCACUAUACGGACUGAAGCAGGCUCCGCGGAUUUGGUACCAAUGCGUCCACCGCGUCCUGGCUUCUCAUGGCUUCACUAUGGCCCAAUCGGACAACUGUGUGUUUUACAAACCGAAUUGCGUCGUGUGUGUUUAUGUCGAUGACUUUCUCGUUGCAGCGGCAAACACGCACGAAAUAGAACAAGUGCAACAAGCAUUGCAAACAGAGUUCCGACUGAAUGAUCUGGGCACCCCGCAAUCGUUUCUCGGGAUCCAAUUCGACCAUCACGUCGAUGGGUCCGUGUCUAUUCACCAACAACAGUACAUCCAGAAGGUGCUCUCCGACUUUGGCAUGGAGACUUGUCAGCCGAAGUCUACGCCGAUGAAUCCCAAGCAAAGCCUAAAUCAUAAUCCAGAGGAGGAACCUCCAGAUGAGGAAGCAAAAGCUCGUUAUGCUACUGCCAUCGGUUCGUUAAUGUAUCUAAUGCGAUUGCUUCGCUACAUCAAAGCCACGCAAUCUCAUCGCAUUACCUACCGCAGUGGGCAGUUGAUCGGGUACACGGACGCCGACUUUGGGGGCUCCGUCGUCACUGACGGUGCAUACUCCACGUCGGGCUAUGUGUUCCAACUUGCUGGUGCGCCAGUUUCCUGGUCGUCCAAGAGACAGGGGGAAGUGGCUACGUCCACAACACAUGCCGAAUACAUCGGGCAGUACAAUGCCAUUCUGCAUCUGCAGUGGCUUCGCACGUUUCCCGCUGAAACGCAGCUGUAUCGAUCUCCGGUCACCAACAUCAUGGCUGACAACCAGUCCGCGAUCGCUCUCUCUCGCAAUCCCGAGUUCCAUAAACGGACCAAGCACUUCAAUGUGAAAUUUCACUAUCAGCGAUCCGUGCUGGAUGCUGGCGAGAUUGAGCUUCAAUAUAUUCCAACUGGGGAACAGGCCGCGGACGGUCUCACCAAGCCAUUGGGACCUAUGGCCUUUGCCAAAUUUUGUAGUCUCUUGGGAGUCGAUGCUUCAGAGAUUUCGAGACAAAAGGCGUGA